UGUAUUGGGACGCGGCCCGAGCGGAGCGAGUGAAUCCGGCUGGAAGAGAAAAGAAGCUGCAGAUCAAAACAGUGGCCUGAAUCCAGCAGGGAGGAGAAGAAAGAUUUAAAAAAAAAAAAAAAAAAAGUCGAUCUUGGAUUAGAAAAAUAAUUUUAAAAUGCCAAGCAAAAAGAAGAAAUACAACGCCAGAUUUCCUCCGGCAAGGAUUAAGAAGAUCAUGCAGACGGAUGAAGAAAUAGGCAAAGUAGCUGCUGCAGUUCCUGUCAUAAUCUCGCGGGCACUGGAACUCUUCCUGGAGUCUCUUCUGACGAAAGCGUGCCACGUUACCCAAUCCCGCAACGCCAAAACCAUGACAACGUCACAUUUGAAGCAGUGCAUUGAACUGGAGCAGCAGUUCGACUUCCUGAAGGAUCUGGUGGCCGCGGUCCCGGACAUGCAGGGAGAGGGGGAUGAGAAUCACGCAGAGGGAGCCGAGAGGAUCCCGCGCAGAGGCCGGAAGCCUGGCUCAGGGCGCAAGAAUGGAGGAGCAGGAGCCAAAGGCAAAGACAAGAAGCUGUCAGGCACAGAGUCUGAACAAGAGGAUGAUUCUGAAGACAGCGAGACGGAUGGAGACGAGGAGGACAUCUCUCAGCCCAGCAACACACACCAUCAGGCAGCAUCCCAUUUUCACAGCCCGGACAUGCCCUCUCCGUACAUGCCAACGCCCAUGCCCGUGGGUCCCCCUCAGGCCACUCUCGCCAUGCCCAUCAGCUCUUUCGGCUCCCAGCCUUCAGUCAUGGGGAUGAUCGCGCCUCCUCCCGCCACGGCUCUGCACAAAGAAGAACACGACGACGACGAAGACUACGACUCUUAGCUGCUCCUCGUCCUCACCCCGUUCGAACCAUUUUACAUUCGUUUUCUUAAGUUGUUCUUGUCUGGCUGCAGAAUGCAAACGGAUGGAAACCGAAGGAACUUAAAUAGUUAACGUCCAGACACCGGUGAAGGGCGUUCGCAAGCCUGCAGCCACAGCGCAAGAAGAAGAAUGGGUUGUAUAUUAGCUAUGUGUUUUAAUUUCUUUUUUUAAGAAUUCUUAUUAUUUUACUGUCCAGAUUAAGACGGGACAAUUGGUUUAGGCUAUUUUUAAAAAAAAACAGAAAAACAAAACUUGUUGGAUACUUGGCUCGCAGUCUCUUUUGGAAAAUGGCCCUAAGCAUUUAUUAUUAUUAUUUUUUUUU
Pangasianodon hypophthalmus (striped catfish) is the source of this 1214-nucleotide messenger RNA. RefSeq names its product DR1-associated protein 1 (negative cofactor 2 alpha) (gene drap1). Gene Ontology annotation, molecular function: RNA polymerase II general transcription initiation factor activity; transcription coactivator activity; transcription corepressor activity. Gene Ontology annotation, biological process: transcription by RNA polymerase II; positive regulation of transcription by RNA polymerase II; negative regulation of transcription by RNA polymerase II. The coding region runs from base 158 to 853 and encodes 231 amino acids. Gene Ontology annotation, cellular component: negative cofactor 2 complex; nucleus. The record is from RefSeq and is a predicted model, not a curated record. NCBI's taxonomy places the organism in Eukaryota, Metazoa, Chordata, Actinopteri, Siluriformes, Pangasiidae. The transcript has 7 exons.